AACUUCAGAACAGUGCACAAAAACAUCUCGCUAAGAGGUGGGACAGAAACAACACUGACUCGUGGAGUACUUAUUAUUUUGCACGUAAGGAGAGGAAUUGACAGAUCCACGCUUGACACCUCGAAUCAUGAUCCAUGAUCGAAAGGCUAUUUUAGGCCUGUAUCGAAAUUUAAUUCGAGAAAGUAAGAAAUGGAAUUCUUACAACUACCGAAUGUAUGCUCUACGCAGAAUUCGUCAUGAGUUUCAAGAAAACAAAACUAUACAAGACAAGGGGAAAAUUACGGAGUAUUAUCAUAAAGGAGUAGAAGCCCUGAACAUGAUCAAAAGACAAGUAAUAAUUGGAAGUCUUUACAGUACCAGGCCGUUAGUCAUAGAAACUGUCGCAAACAAAGCUAAUUUAAAUUGAUCGGGCGAAUAUAUUUUAUUUUAUAAUACGGGAGAGUCGACGUGAACUUUUGCCACCAGUGUAUGUGUAUAUACCCUAACAGCAACUGUAUCGAAAGCAUGUAAUAAAAGUAUUUAUUGUCAGCGUA
Molecule: messenger RNA, 533 nt
Organism: Ceratina calcarata
Lineage: Eukaryota; Metazoa; Arthropoda; Insecta; Hymenoptera; Apidae
Gene: bcn92
Product: LYR motif-containing protein bcn92
Exons: 2
Coding region: 128-406 (92 amino acids)
Biological process (GO): iron-sulfur cluster assembly
Cellular component (GO): L-cysteine desulfurase complex; mitochondrion
Source: RefSeq, a predicted model, not a curated record